AUGAAAGUGAAGAAUGAUCAUCGCAGUAAACCUUGCUCUAGUAAGUAAUUUGCCCAGUUCUCUACUUCUCUCAAGUUGGUUUUUGAAGCUCCCGGUAAAGCUUUGCGUUCUCGAAGCUUCGCGGCUUACUUGCCCCCUCGCCAAUGAGACUAUGAGAUGAACUCGUGUGUGAAAUUCUCAAAGUUCCUGUUUUCGUCGGACGGGUCUUCUUCUUCCCUAUCCGAAGUUUAGUCCAAAAGGCAUAUGUUGCUUGCAGUAUAAACAAGAACAGAAUCAAUCUUUAAACAGACUCUACGAAACAUGUUUUAUGGAUCACGCAACGCCCUCUGGGUUGCUAGGUUGAUAAUUGAUAAUGUUCAGUGCUUCCUUGAGGCAGUCCAGUUAAUUAUCAGACAUUUUAAACUUGGAGAAAAUUCUGCUCCGCAGAAAAAAAAAUUCAAUCAUUCUCAUUCCUCCGCGGUCAAAAGAUCAUAAUUGAUUUCUAUCAGCUUAAAAAUUGUUGAUCCGGGUACGUCACAAAAUUUUUUUCAUUUGAGAGAGUUGUGGUCCUCCUCAUCAUACGUUAGUUAUCAAGUUCUAUUACUGUGUUUAAAGACUGCUCAGUACCCAUUUUACAGUCCAUUUUACAAAAGUCAAAUAACUGCUGAUGAUAGGACAUGACAAACAUAAUUUUAAAUAAACUAUAACAAGAUCCAUCUAAAAUAGCAAAAACCUUUCAAACCGAUUAAACUACCAAAAUAUCACAUGAACUUAUCUUGAUGAGAUUCCCCCGCGUUUAUUAAUGAGAUAAAGACAAAAGGUUAUUGUAAGCGCCAGGAAUGUUUUCCGUCACCUUUAUAGUAUUUUUAUGUUCGCCGCGUUCUUAGUUAUUUUCGUGUUCGCGACUUUAGUGCUGUUGUUUGUGCGCUUGGUCCAGUUUACAGUUUAAUGUUUGGGUUUUUGCUCGUCCUAGUUUUUCGUCCUUAUCUCGCUAUCGUCUUGUAAGUAUCUCGUUUGUUUCAUUCGCAUUUCCAGUUUGCCUUAUUGCUUUCGUUCAGUUUGUAGGUUGUUUUAUCUUGACUUUGUAUUUGUUUAAUUGUUAUUUUUCAGUACCGUUAUACUUCACAUCGGUUCACUUGUUUCCCUUCACCAGUUGUAGAAGUUCUAGAAUAAAGUUUGUGUGAUAAAAACUAUAGCGCGUAAAGGCUGCGACUAUAGUUAUGACGUCAUCGGUGUUAUUACUGCAAUACUGUAUGUACUUCUAUGGUUCUGCAAAUAAAGCUUUUUGUAGUUGUUGUAUUCCACACAAAAUUUAAGUAAAUCCACAGGUUAAUUCCUAUACCACUACUGGCUCGUUACAAUCCGGAAACAGUUUUUUUUUAUGUAGUGGUUACGUCAAGGUGCUUUAACGUAAACGUUCAUGCAAGUUUCCACAUCCUGGAUAAUUUUAUCUAUUUUAAAUUAAAUUUAAUAACGUGAAUACUAACCAAAAUCAGCAACAGAUAGAAAGGUUUGAAUUCUUCUUGAUUCCAGAACAGACCGUGGAUAAUCAAUGGUGUCAUUUUAGUUCAACGGGUAGAAUUGUAUUAAGUUUUAAAAUUCCAAGGGCCAAAUAUUUAAACAAGGUCUAACUUAAGCCGCGGUUUAACGAAUCUUUGAACCUCCAGAUCUCUCCUUUGGUGGGUUGUUUUAAGAAGAUAAAUGCUUUUCUAGUCUUCUCUAUGUGCUUUCAUAAAACUGUUCACAAUAAAGGAGGUGUAGAUAAAAUCGGCGGGCAAAUUGAAAAUGACUUAGAACGCGGUUUUGUUAAACACUGGCUAAACUACGUUUAAAUAUUUGGGCCUAUGUUCUUGCUUCUUGUUUGCACAAGAAACAAAAUCUAAUGGGUUUCUGAUAAGUGCAAUAAAGUUAAAUUCAUAUAUUUUUAAGUUGCAGAUUUAACAUGAGAAUUUCAAAUUGUCAAGUCCUGUUCCUAGCGAUUUUCAUUUUCUUUUUAUGUUUGUUACUUCUGCAAGGUUGGUAAAAAAAACUUGUCCCUCCCAUAAGAAGUCAUAUUUUCUGUACUUUAAUGAACGCAGAAGAUAAAUAAGCUGGAAAGAACGUAAUUUUUCCGUCGACAAUCCGGUUUUAUUAACUUUGUUGAUAAAGUAAAUUGGUCUCCACCGAGAGAUUGAGAAGCCCGUUACACCUGCGAAGCGCCGCCAGUCCUGCUUCGUCCGGGCAAUUUGCUCUGACGUUGGGCUGUCCCUCGGAGCGUCAGCUUAGUCAGUCUCUCAGCGAUGGCUAAUUUACUUUAUCAAAUGUCCCUCCCUUUUCCACACUACCAACACCACCAACACAGCAUCGCGGUUUCUGUAAAAAUUAACCUUUUUAAAGGCCGUUUCUUCUUCCUUGCCGUCCUUAAAACCAUUUAUAGAACUCUCAAAGGCAAAACAAAGAAAGUAAUCAUUGAAUGGUACGUAACUGGAUUGGAACACUAACCGAGUACAAGCCAUGUUUUCAGUGUUAAUAGGACAAUUUAAUUGGAAAGUAGACUUCAUGCCAAAUAAGCCGUGGAAAGUUCAUGACGGGCGCAGCACGUGUGCGACAAUAGCACAGCUGCGCUUCAAAAUGAGUCCUUCUGUCACUCGUAUUAUUAAACUAGGGAACGAAUUAUCCUUUCAAUAAACAAAUCACCUAUCACCGUGUUUUCUCAUAUUAUUGUGUUAUGAUUAUCCUCUUUUGAUAGUGUAUAUUUUACUUGUCUUAAUACAUUUUAGCUCCUCACUUGAGAAUUAUCAAACGAGAAGCAUUUGCUUUUGUGGCUACAGAUGACAAAUAUGCCGAGCGAGCCCUGGUAGCAGCUUUAUCUUUGAAAAAAGUGCAAACAACUAAGCCAAUGGUCCUUAUCUGUACUCCGGGGGUAGUCUCUAUUUCAAGGUGAGGUUUCUAGGAUUGGCCUUCACUUGGAGGGGAAAUUUGACUCUUCAGUUCAUAACAGUGAGAAACAGUAAGCUUCAGUCACGAAAAAAAAAAUUGAGCUCAGUGAGAAUCUUCACGUUUUUAUCCCUAUUACACGCGUCACGUUGUGGUACGUUACAUCUUGGAAGCAUUGAAGCUGAAAUCCGGAGGGUACUGCUGACAAUUCUUGGUGGUAUUGUGCUGCCCGGUACUCCAAAUAAAAAAAUACCAGUUCACAAACCCGUUUUCAGACCAAAAAAACAGGGGUUACAAACGCGACAUACAUCUUUGCACAGGAAGCAGAAAUUAUUUAGAUUAGAACGUCAACAGAAAUCCAUUUUGAAUUCGCAUGUUACUCUUUGAAGCGACAAAUACCUUCGAAACCCGUAUCCGAUUCCAGUUAACAAAUACAUUUCAUGUUGCCGUACGUCUGUUCGGUAACAGAUCACAGAUGACGUCAAAAUGUGUUAAAAACAAAGAAGUGGCACACGAGCCGCAGGCAGACUGAUGUUUUUACCACAUUUUGACGUCCUCUGUGAUCUAUUACUAAACAGACCCAAGGCAACAUGGAAUCUAUUUGUUUUAUACAAUGAUCAGAAACGAAAAACGACCGAUACACAUACCUGCCUCGUACUGCUUGACUUUUCGAGGAUUUGUGCUAGUUUAGGAAUUUUUAAAGUCCCUAGCGCUACUUUUCGUCUCUGCUUUUUCUUUAUUUUACUUGUAUACAGUUUCUUCGAAACGUUUUUCAACGUCUUUUGUUGCACAAAGCAGAAUAAUGGCAAAAACAUUUUGCAAAACAGCGAGUCUCCCGUGGCGAUGACACACGAUGGCAACUGUAGGGAAGAUUUUUUUGUGGUUUAGGCAUUCUCAAAUAGUCAAGAGCUUUUUUUGUCUCCGUUUCUCCAUUUUUCUUCUUUGUAAAUAGCUCCUGCUAAACUUUUUUGGAGGCUUUUACUUGCCUUAAUCCGAAAUAAUCUCACAAACAUUUUCAAAACCGCGCGCCAUGUUGAACAACAACAACAACAAAACAAGUUUCCCGUGACGACAUCCAUGUAUCUAUACUCUAAUAGAUCAUGGGCAACGACCAAUCACAGCGCGCGUAGCAUUUACGUCAUUGUAUAAACAAAAAUGAGUAAUGUCUACAUACUUAUAUGGCUAAUAUACGGGAGUAGCCCACCCCCCCCCAGCGCUGAAAAAAAUUGAAGUAAAUUUUUUAAUCCCAGGUUUAAAAAUUUUGGUGUCUUUGACGAAAUUGUGAUGAGACCUGAGCUGAACAUACCUCAAAAUGACCAGAAUCCAAACCUUUUAUUGAGACCUUGGAUUACAAAAACGUUUACAAAACUCAACAUCUGGACUCUGACAUCUUACACCAAGAUAGUCUACCUGGACACUGAUGUCUUGGUUCUGAAGAAUAUCGACGAUCUAUUUCAACGUGAUGAGCUUUCAGCUGGGCCUGAAGAUUUGUGGCCAGACGUCUUUAAUAGUGGAGUUCUGGUGAUAGAACCAUCGAUGGCUACAUUUACGAGGCUAAUAAAGGAAGCAAAGUCAAAGCCAAGCUGGGAUGGUAUGAUUUAAGAAUCAUCGUUUCUUGACUAAUCCUCUAGCUUGGGGACUUUACCUUGUGUAAGCUGAUAACUCUCUCCAAUUAAAUUACCGUAAAUGACCUAUUAAACGCCCACUUCCAAAUAAACGCCUCUUAUCCAUGAUCAACACCCCCUCUAGGCUGUUAAAAUUCUAUUAGAUGCCGCUUUCUAAUAACUCCCCCCCCCGUCCAGUAGAUUCCCCCUACUCCAAAACACUAGGAAUUAGCAAAAAGAAGCAAAAUCAUUCAAUUCAUUCAAUUCCUUGCUUGACUAAUAAGGCUUUGAGAAUUUCAUCAUUUUCAAUGUCAAGUUUAAGUAGUAUAGGAGGGAUGUUUUAGGCCCCUUUUUUGAGCAGGAAUCUCAUAAGCUUGAGCAGGAAUACAUUAACGCCGAUGACGUCAUAGGCUAUUGUCCUCAUCUCAUGAAUAAAAUGCGGUGGAUUUAAUUAAGUAUACUGGUUUGACCGGUUUGUCAGGUUCUAUUUUUAGCCUGGUUGAUAUAACUGGUUUAUUUUUGUUUUAUGACAUAACCUAUUGUCUUGAACUCAUGAAUAAAAUGCGGUGGAAUAAAUUAGCGUCUAUGUCGUAAUACUCUAUUGUCUUGUACUCAUGAAUAAAAUGAAGGGGAAUAAAUUAGUACCUAUGUCGUAAUAACCUAUUGUCUCGAACUCAUGAAUAAAAUGCGGAUUUGUUUUCCCUCCUCCUCCUCAUUUUGAUUGUUUUCCCCCCUCCUCCACCUCCUCCUCCUCAUUUCUAUUGUUUUCCCUCCACUACCACCGCCACCACAUUUCUAUAGUUUUCCCUCCACCACCACCACCACCACCGCCACCAAAUUUCUAUUGUUUUCCCUCCACCACCACCACCACCGGGAGGGAUGUUUUACGCCGGUUUUUUGCGCAGGAAUCUCAUUAGCGUGCGCAGGAAUAAAUUAACUAGGUGAAGUCAUAUGUUAUUGUCCUAAUCUCAUGAAUAAAAUGCUGUGGUAUCUCAUAAAGAUAAGGUCAUGUGCUAUUUUUAGAUGGAUGAUGUCAUGGUUGGUAUAACCGGUUUGACAGGUUUUAGUUAUUUUCGGAAGAUGAUGUCAUAUGUAUUCCGGGGUACUAUGAUGUCAUAGUUGUUUUGAUUGGUUGACCGGAAUUUGAAAGACGCUCAUUGGCUGUCUCGUUUGACGAAGCAUUCUAAACUUGUCUGUGACUUAAAAUCACGGAGGCGUAAUGUAAUUAUGCAAGUCCUAUUUCCUGCUGCUGUGAUUGUCCUAGUUCCGGUUCACUGACUUUUGGCGGGCAAAUCGUGCAUAUUAAUGAGGGCAAAGACAAACUAGCUCUUUUAGUGCGAAAUACAAUGUUUUACUUACCUCUCUCCCUUUUCAAUUUUAUCUCUCUCCUCAAUCCCUUCUCCACAAUUUUAUUAUUUUCCCUCCUCAAUGUUUUUAUUCUCUCCUCGACAAUUGUUAUUAUUUUCCCUCCUCCUCCUCCUCCUCAUUUUUAAUGUUUUCCCUCCUCCUCCUCCUCUCCUCCUCCUCCUCAUAGUUAUUGUUUUUCCUCCUCCUCCCAUUUUCAUUGUUUUUCCUCCUCCUCCUCCUCCUCCUCCUCCUCCUCCUCCACCUCCUCAUUUUUAUCGUUUUCCUCGAAAAGGCCAAGAGGCUAAAAUCAGACCAUCACAUUUGAGUUUGGCCAUAUAGGCCUGAUGUUAGCCUCUUGGCCUUUUCGAGGAAAUACGAUAAAAAUGAGGAGGUGGAGGAGGAGGAGGGAAAACGAUAAAAAUGAAACGAGACAGCCAAUGAGCGUCUUUCAAAUAGAGUAUUACGACAUAGACGCUAAUUUAUUCCACCGCAUUUUAUUCAUGAGUUCAAGACAAUAGGUUAUGUCAUAAAACAAAAAUAAACCAGUUAUAUCAACCAGGCUAAAAAUAGAACCUGACAAACCGGUCAAACCAGUAUACUUAAUUAAAUCCACCGCAUCUUAUUCAUGAGAUGAGGACAAUAGCCUAUGACGUCAUCGGCGUUAAUGUAUUCCUGCUCACGCUCAUGAGAUUCCUAUACUACUAGUUUAAAGUAAAGAUAGACUAACGAUGGCAACACAAUAACAAUACAGUAACAAUGGGUUAGGGAACAGACAUGGAUGUUGGCCAGAUUUGAAAGAGCGACAUGGAUCUCUAGACGGCCUAGUAGUAUCAAUUGAUGGGGUGGACCUUGAUAUUUUCGCCGAAAGCAGAUUAGUUUUGUUGAGCUUGUUACAGUUGUGGCAAUAAAGGCCCCUCUCUUUUCAAGGCUUCCUAUCUAUUAAAUGCCCCCUCCUGGACCCCUAAAAUUAAAAAGACGCCCCGGGGGUUUAUUAGGUCAUAAACCCGGUGAACUCAUUUGUGAACACAGACAGGAGCUCAUAACCCGGAGCGUCUAACUUCCAUACUGCGCCUAUGCAACGGCGUUUUCACAAGUAGGUUUAUUUUUAGAUAAGCUUUUCCCGCGAAUUGCUUUCGAAAAGCCAAUCACUAGCAAUUGCGUCAUCAAUGAUAAACUUUUAAUACGUAACUAGAACAACUCCUUCACACUGAAAAAAAACAUAGAGGACGCAGGUGAGGAAUCUUCAGAGGAGUCUUCUUACAGUACUUCAAACGACAAUUUCAGUAUUUACACGGAAACUAGCAGUUCAGAAGAAGAUUUGCAAAACCUAGCCAGGACGUCUACUUCAUCGACGACAACGCAUAAUUCACGCAAAUGGAAUUAAAUCGAAAGCAUCUUCGAAAUAGCCGACUGUGAAAAGGUCCAAGCGAGCUACUAACAGUGUAAACGGCGAUCAAAUGCAGGAAUUGACCUCGUGGAACAGUUAUUUACCGCGGGAAAAGCUUAUCUAAAAAUAAACUCACUUGUAAAAACGCCGUUGCACGAAUUUAUGGCAGUUGAACGCUCCGGGUUAUGGGCUCCUGACACAGAACGGUAUACAAGCGCAACAGUUCAACAAGCAGCCAUGCGUAAUUCUUCCGGUAAACUACUUUUCAAAAUCCCCCUCGUGGACUUGGGAGGGAAAAUUCCCCAACAGGGGUAUAGAUGGUAUAAAGUUUUCGCUACUCUACGAGGAUCGAGAAAUAUCUACGGCCUUCUGUUGGUCUAGCUUCGGUUCGCGUGGCAGCCGCUCUUUUAGCGCAGUAUUUUCAGUGGACAAUACUAUUUUGUAUCUGAUCAUGUUAUCUGGUUUAGCAAAUUCGCAAGACAGAGAAAGUGUUCGUAGCUGAGUUGAGAAUUCGUCAAAUGUUUGGCCCGAGGUCUUCGAGUGAUCCCAGAACUGAUAUCCCGAUACUGCUCUCUCCAACUUAGUCCACAUUAGAUCGAAGUCGUAUCCUCACCUUCGAACCAAUCUAAACUAUCGUAAAUCUUUUAACCUUCAGGUCCGAGCCAGUCUUGUACCAGUAAGCAUUUUCAUUCGUUGAGAUGUUAACAAGGCUUCCUUUGAAGAUGUAACCACACUCUUUCUUAAAGGCUCUUAGUGCCUCCGGGCGAUUUUCAAGGCGAGGGUUGAACUUCGGUCUUUAAAAUUUCGUUAUGUUUCCAGUAAAAAAAUCCUGAGUUUUGAGCUGGGGCAGCUGCGGCAGCUUCGGCACCUUCUUCCGACAUGUUUUACAGCAAAAGCAGAAGACAGAAAUUAUCGGAUUUUCUCCUCUAGAGAGUCCCGAAAACACAGAGAAAAUCCAAAGAAUCAAACAGAUUUUACCACGAUCCAGUCGAUUGUAGUUUUGGCGCGAAGAUGUUUGAUCAGUAUUUUCGGAUCAGAUUUCCCCAAUUUCUCCACUUUAAGACUCCAAACACGUCCCACAGCUGUCCGAGAGACUUCAAGCAGCAGUUUCGUGGCUCUUUACAUCCCUGGUACCAUGUUAUAUUAAAGAUGUCGGAUCAGAGACAACACAGCAGAUGUUCACCAACACAGCAUUAUUCCGAACAACAUGUCUUCCCUCUCCUUUUCCGUUCGUGCACAAUGUCGAGAUACCACAGGCAUACCACCCUCUAACAGCAAUUUGCUGGUAAGGAAUGUAAAGUCAAAACCGGAGUGUGUAAAACUUCUUUUGUUUCUAGGUACCGAUCAAGGAUUGUUAAAUGAUGUUUAUGGUAACUCUUGGCGCACUGUCCCGAUUAGGCGUCUUCCUUAUACUUACAAUAUGGCAUAUUCAACAUUCAAAAUUUAUCGAAGUGCAUAUGACAGGUAUGACAUCAGAUUGUAGGUGACUACUUUCUUUUCCCAGUAGGCAUAGCAUUUUGUAACGUCCUUUUCACGAUGAACCAAACAUGUCUUCUCCCUACUACUCUGAGUACCAGUGUUUUUUUUUUUUUUUUUUUUCGCUUGCUAUGAUUUGUAUCGUUGGAGAUACUUCGGGGUCGGCUACAGGCCGAUCCAUCUUCGAAGUGGAAAGAAAAGAAUCGACUAAAACCAGAAACCGCACAUGAAAGUUUCUGGCUCUAACGGUAACUCCCCUCCCCCUCCUUUCGGUAACCGAAACACAGUACCGUUACUUCUCGGUUUUUGUUCACAAGGCUCUUUCUUGCCUCUAUAGUUACUCUCUCGCCCAGGGUGCAAAGCGUCGAAAAUAUAAAAUUUUAGUUUCUGGGAUUUAUAGUAGAGAGUUUAAGCAUCAGGUAAAAGGCAAACGGCAAACGUUAGAUUCAAGUUGAGAAUUUCUCAAAAUAGAACAUAAGUAAUAAAAACAGCUCAAAACAAUUCUUAUGGAUAAAAAACUACGUGAAACUACUAAUUUAUGUGUUGAAAUAAUGGACAGUAACCGAAAAGUAAAGGGGAAACUUGGUCACGUGGUACAAAUUCGCGUUUGCUGUUAGACGUAAACGUAAUGCUUAACCUCUCUAGUAACACUUACUUUUCACUUCAUAAGUAAAGGUAAAAAAUCAGUCCUCGUGAGAUUCACAAUCGCUUGGCGUUUUUCCUGUCCCUUUCGUUGCCUUUAAAUUAAAAGGGAACGUGUUUUAUAUAUAUAUUUUUUUCUUCUAGAUAUAAGGAUGAAGUUAAAGUUGUUCAUUUUCUCGGAACACUAGAGAGAAAACCUUGGGAAUUCAUAUUUAAUGAAUCCACAAAUCAACUGGAGCCCGAAGCAGAUGUUUAUGUAAAGAAGUGGUGGAAACUUCACCAAUCGUUAUCGAAUGGCUAA
This is a messenger RNA of Porites lobata, 9652 nucleotides long. Lineage: Eukaryota; Metazoa; Cnidaria; Anthozoa; Scleractinia; Poritidae. The record is from the annotation of a GenBank genome assembly.